Arxiozyma heterogenica is the source of this 1314-nucleotide messenger RNA. RefSeq lists its product as uncharacterized. The transcript has a single exon. Bases 1 to 1314 code for a protein of 437 amino acids. Lineage: Eukaryota; Fungi; Ascomycota; Saccharomycetes; Saccharomycetales; Saccharomycetaceae. The record is from RefSeq and is a predicted model, not a curated record.
AUGUUAAAAGUUCAUGUGGGUAAAGAAGAUUUUAAUGUUUCUAAAAGUUUAUUCCAAAAAUAUAACCCGGAUUUAUUCAAAACUAAUGAUGAUAACAUAACAUUAGAUUGUGACUUAGAGAUUUUUAAAUUAAUCCAUGAUUUUAUACAAGACAAGGAUAUAUCCUACAAAAUUAAUUCCUAUAGUAUCUGGUACGACCUUAAGCAAUUACUCAUCCAGUACCAACUAGAUUCUUUAUUUAAACAACUAGUUGAAAGUUUACCUUAUUACAUGGUUCAAAUCGGCUAUAAAGAUUUUAAAAUUAAUAAAGAUUUACUGCAUAUUGAUAAUGGCCUACAAUUCAAUUGGAUAGAAAACUCUUUUGUCCCAAACUUAUCAAGUAUUGUUUUUGAACAAUUAUAUGAACUUUUAAUUCAAUCUCGGUUUUCAUCAGAGAUUGGUAAUGGUUUUGAAAAUAUUAUUGAUGUAGCUAAUAGAGAAUUUCUAAUUGAAUACUGUGAAUAUUUUAAAUUCUUUAAAUUAAAACAUCAAUUGAUUAAACAUAAGAUUAUUUCAAAUCCAUAUGAUGAUAAUCUACCAGAAAUUCAUAUUAAAUUAUCUUCCUUACAUAAGGAUGGCAUAACUUUAAAACAUGGUUAUAAUCAAGUAACCAAUGAAUGCACAGUAGAUCAUAACAAAAAAAAGGCUACUUCAUGUGGAAAUUCCAAUUUAAGUUCAGAGGAUGAAGUUGAUGAUUUACAACCACAGAAAAAGAAACAAAAGACAAAUUGCAAGGUGAAGAAAUCAUGGGAUAUUAUCAAGUAUUCUCGCCCGUAUCAAAUAGACACAACACCAAAUGAAUUAGUCUUUCAGCUAGAUGGAAAUGAAAGUUCUUUGGUUUUUAAUAAGUCAUCAAAAAGUAUCCAUAUUGAUAUGAUUGGCGAAACAUUAAAAAACUUUGAAAACAAAUUCAAGAAGGUCUUCCAAAAUGAACAAAUAGAUUUGAAUAAAUUUAAGUGUAAAUAUAAAAAACAAGUUGGCAGUCGAGAAUUGGAUCAUUUAGUUUUACCUGCGUGCAUAUCAAUUUGUGAUCUGACAAUUAAUUCAGUACCAUGCAGAAAUGUUGCACAAUUUAUUACUGAAUACACGCAGAUAGAGAGAAUUGUUGAUUUUUCUAAUAUGGAUGAAUUGACAUUUUCACACGGAUUUGUUUUGAAUUUAAAUAAAUCGAUGUGGAAGUGUGGGAUAAAAGAUGGUAAAAUCAUGAUGAUUGCAAUUAAAGCUGAUGCUUUAACUAAUGUAAAAGAAUUUAAUAAAGCCACUCAAUUUAUAUAA